Sporisorium graminicola is the source of this 933-nucleotide messenger RNA. RefSeq lists its product as uncharacterized. The transcript is spliced from 5 exons. The record is from RefSeq and is a predicted model, not a curated record. Gene Ontology annotation, molecular function: hydrolase activity. The coding region runs from base 1 to 933 and encodes 310 amino acids. NCBI's taxonomy places the organism in Eukaryota, Fungi, Basidiomycota, Ustilaginomycetes, Ustilaginales, Ustilaginaceae.
AUGAAGGUGAUCCUGGAGAAAGCUGCGCAAGAGUUUGCCGACGCAACCGCCAAGCCUCCCUUUUUAUUUGAGCUCCCCCCGGACGAGGGAAGAAAGAUCUUUGAUGACGUGCAGAAGGAGUCGCUUGCGUUCAAAGACGGCAUCACCAGUGAGGUGAUCACAUUUUCUUCCUUUGACGUCAAGUUGAUUAAGCCCACCGACAAUUCUUCUCAGCGAUUGCCCGUCGUUUUGUACGUUCACGGGGGCGGUUGGGUUUUUGGUAGCCCGGACGCUUUCGGCCGUCUGUUGGGCGACAUUGCAAAAAGGGUCAACGCAGCUGUGUUUGCUGUCAACUACUCAAGGUCUCCAGAAGCAAAGUAUCCAACUGCACUGAAUCAGAUUUGGGAAGCUCUCGAGCACAUCAAGGGCAAAAGCGCAAUGUACAACGUCGAUGCUAAUCGGAUCGCUAUCGCAGGCGACUCUGUUGGUGGCAACAUGUCCGCGGUUACCGCUUUGCGUGACCAAGGUCGAUAUCUCCGAGGGCAAGCACUUCUUUACCCUGUGUGCGAUUUCUCGUUUGAUACCGGCUCUUACAACGAUUUCGCCAAGGGAUUCUUCUUGCAACGAGACGCGAUGAAAUGGUUCUUUGAGCAAUACACCGCCGGUAUCCAUACCGCCAGCGCGGACAAUGUGCAGAUCUCGGUCCUACGCACAGACAAGGAGCUGCUGGCCAAAGCUCCGCCUGCUCUCAUCUUGACGGCCGAGGCUGAUGUCCUGCGCGAUCACGCAGAAGAGUAUGCUGGAAAGCUUCGCGAAGCGGGUGUGCAAGUUGCAAGCGCCCGGCUUGGAGGGAUCAUUCACGACUUCCUCCUUCUCGAUCCUCUCCAAGAUACAGGAGCGGCCAAAGCAGGCCGAACCCUUCUCGUCGCUCAGCUUCAGGAAUGGCUGGCCUGA